Molecule: messenger RNA, 918 nt
Organism: Calliphora vicina (urban bluebottle blowfly)
Lineage: Eukaryota; Metazoa; Arthropoda; Insecta; Diptera; Calliphoridae
Exons: 3
Coding region: 99-746 (215 amino acids)
Source: RefSeq, a predicted model, not a curated record
AGUAUAGAAUCACCGCUGCGAGAAGUUAAAAGUGUACGAUUUCGAUAUUAAAUUAAAAAUCAAUUUUAAGUGUAAAUUAAAAAAAAAAUAUAUUCAAAAUGCGUUUCUUUAUAUCAUGUGGAAUUAUAUUUAUAGCCUAUUUGGCUUAUGCGAAUUCGGAUGCCUGUGUCCAGUGUAACUCUGCCACAGAUGUUAAGUGUGCCACAACUCCAGACUCAUUUUUGGCUAAAGAGUGCAACAAUUCGAUAUCCAAAUGUUAUACACGAGUGCUAGAUGGCAACACUAUUCGUGGCUGUGCUGUAGAUUUAGACAAUGCCACAGCCUCCACGUGCAAUAAUGAAAUGGAAUGUCUAAUUUGCACCUUCACCGAAGGCUGCAAUCGUCAGGUGUUCCCAAAUCAUCGUCUGCAGUGUUUGCAAUGUUCGGGCAACAACGAAAACAGUACCUGUGCCACUGACAUCUAUACAAAGCCCCUGUACUGUCCCACCUAUAAAUUGGGUGAUAAAUGUUACAUUCGCAAGGAUGGCCGUAAUUCUAGCACUUCCGUACAACGUGGUUGCCUAUCAUCGGCCCAAGCCAAUGGUCUUUGCAAGGACACUUCAAAUUGUUAUACCUGUGAAGGUGCUGGCUGUAAUUUCUUGGAAUUUAAUGCUACUGAAAUUCCCUUGGCUCGCGAUUCUGCCAUGGCUUAUGGCGCUCCCGUAUUGCUGUUGUUGUUUGGUGCUAUGUCAUCACGUUUCUUUUAAUGCCAAGCAUUUUUUAAUUUUAUUUUUUUUUAUUUCUUAAACACAGCAAUUUAUUUUUCGAAAAUGUUUUAAUAGUUUUGUGAACAAAUAUAAUUUAAAAAAAUAAAAAUGUAGUUACAAUUUAACUUUUAUAUCGGAAAAAUAAAUUUGAAAAACAAAUUUAAAACAUAAA